CGGUGCAGUGGCGGCGGGAGAGGGAGCGGGAGGAGCUGGAGAUGCUGCCAGCCUUCCCGGGUUGCGCUCGCUCUGCCGCUGCCGUCGCACGGAGCAGCCACGCCGGGGGCCCAGUGCGCCGCGCUCGCAGCCGGUAGCGCCGGGGGCGCUCGCUCGGGAACCGCGCAGCCCGAGACCGGACCGCGGACAGGGGGCGAGGGCGGCGCCCAGGCGCCCCGGCGUGCACAGGCAGGAUGAGCAUCGAGAUCCCCGCCGGGCUCACGGAGCUGCUGCAGGGCUUCACGGUGGAGGUGCUGAGGCACCAGCCCGCCGACCUGCUGGAGUUCGCGCUGCAGCACUUCACGAGGCUGCAGCAGGAGAACGAGCGCAAGGGCGCCGCACGCUUCGACCAUGAGGGCAGGACCUGGGGGAACGCGGGCGCCGCCGUCGGGGGCGGCACCCCCAGUAAGGGUGUCAACUUCGCCGAGGAGCCCAUGCGCUCCGACUCGGAGAACGGCGAGGAGGAGGAGGCCGCGGAAGCAGGGGCGUUCAAUGCUCCAGUUAUAAACCGGUUCACAAGGCGUGCCUCGGUUUGUGCAGAAGCUUAUAAUCCUGAUGAAGAAGAAGAUGAUGCAGAGUCCAGGAUAAUACAUCCCAAAACUGACGAUCAAAGAAACAGAUUGCAAGAGGCUUGCAAAGACAUCCUGCUAUUUAAGAACCUGGAUCCAGAGCAGAUGUCUCAAGUGUUAGAUGCCAUGUUUGAAAAAUUGGUCAAAGAAGGGGAGCAUGUAAUUGACCAAGGUGAUGAUGGUGACAACUUUUACGUCAUUGAUAGAGGUACGUUUGAUAUUUAUGUGAAAUGCGAUGGUGUUGGAAGAUGCGUUGGUAACUAUGAUAAUCGUGGGAGUUUUGGAGAACUGGCCUUAAUGUACAAUACACCCAGAGCAGCUACUAUCACCGCUACCUCUCCUGGUGCUCUGUGGGGUUUGGACAGGGUAACCUUCAGGAGAAUAAUUGUAAAAAACAAUGCCAAAAAGAGGAAGAUGUAUGAAAGCUUUAUCGAGUCACUGCCAUUCCUCAAGUCCCUGGAGGUUUCUGAACGCCUGAAGGUGGUAGAUGUGAUCGGCACCAAAGUUUACAAUGAUGGAGAACAGAUCAUUGCUCAGGGAGAUUUGGCAGAUUCUUUUUUCAUUGUGGAAUCCGGAGAAGUGAAAAUUACUAUGAAAAGAAAGGGUAAAUCAGAAGUGGAAGAGAAUGGUGCUGUGGAAAUCGCUCGGUGUUUUCGGGGACAGUACUUUGGAGAGCUUGCCCUGGUCACUAACAAACCAAGAGCAGCAUCUGCACACGCCAUUGGGACUGUGAAAUGUUUAGCCAUGGAUGUGCAAGCAUUUGAAAGGCUUUUGGGACCUUGCAUGGAAAUUAUGAAAAGGAACAUCGCCACCUAUGAAGAACAAUUAGUUGCACUGUUUGGAACAAACAUGGAUAUUGUUGAGCCCACUGCAUGAAGCAGAAGUAUGGAGCAGAAGGAGAUUAGUGAAUCAGUUAUGCAGUAGUGGUUAGUCCACUGAGUGUGUUUGUGAGCAUUUUCUGUGAUUUCAGGUUUUUCCUUUUUUCAACAACAACAACAAAAAAAAAAACAUUUACAAUGUAUCAGUAAACAGUAGUGAUUUAAUAGUCAAUAGGCUUUAACAUCACUUUCUAAUGGGUAGUUCAUUUAAAAAAAUAUUCGUAAAAAUGACUUUCUAUUCCAUAAAAUUAUUUGACUGAAAGUUUUAUUCAAAUAUAAUAUAUUGAAAGCAUUACAUGUUUAAGAAGAUAAUUAAAAGAUGUAACCAUAGGCCAAUCUAUGUUUGGAUUAUUCAAAUAUCAAAUUAGUGACUAUCCCAUUUAAGAGAGAAGUUGGUAGUGACUCAUGCAAUCUAGCAUGGCAUUACAUUCUUUUUCUAAUUCAUCCUACAGUAAAAAGUCAGUCAUUUCAUUUUCUAGUUUUUCUGGCUUGAUAAGUUGUGUGUUAGCCUUGGCCUAUUGGUGAAAUGGCAUGAAACAUCAUAUGCAAUUUAAAAUUUUUUUAUAUUUUUGCAAUAAAGUACAUUUUGACUUCUUUGACAAAUGUCAGUGGGUAGCCUACGUAAUUGAGUGGCUUUUGAGGCUUGCAACUUAGUCAUUAUGAUAAUUGGGCAAAGAGUUUUCAGAUAAAAGCUUAUAAAACAUUUUUCUUCUCUACCCCCCCACCCCCACCCAAGACAAGGUUUCUCCAUGCAGCUCUGGAAUUCACUUUGUAGACCAGGCUGGCUUCAAACUCAUAGAUCCACCUGUCUCUGCCUCUUGAGCGAUGGGGUUAAAGGUGUGUGCCAUUACCACCCAGCCCAUAAUACAUAGUAUGACUGCUUCCUUUUUUAUUUUGCAACCUCUGUAUUCUUUAUAAAUUGCAUUUUGACAUCUAAUGUGACAAAGAUUUCAGAAAAGCUAUUUAAACUUAAUCUGACUUUUUUUGUUCUCUAAGAGUUCUGAAUCUUAUAUUUAGAAAAAGGAAAACUUUCCUAGGAAAAAAUUGUAUGAGAGUCCUACCCACAUGCCCACAGGAUGCUGCUUUGCUCCUCAUAGUUCAGAUACUGCAGCCCUGUACACAUGUCUGUGCCCAUGUUCCGUUCCUUUCCCUUCCCUUCCCUUCUCUUUCCUUUCCUUUCCUUUUCUAUUCCACUUUCCCUUCCCUUUCCUUCUUUCCUUUCCUUUUUCCUGUUUCCUGUUUCCUUGUGUAGUCACCAACCAGCAAGCGCAUUGACCAGCAGCCAAUCAACCCUCAAAACCUCUACUACAGUGGCGGAAAUAAGUCUGUAUAUAAGCAAAGCCAUACAUAAUGAUUAAUGGAAUAUCUGUCUAUACUAAUGAUAAUUAGGCCUUUUCCUUAGUUUUAAAGUCUAAUUCAGAGUUAAAAGUACACAAAGUACAACAUUUUAUUAGUUUUUUUUUAAUCACUUACAUGCUUAUUUUUAUGCCAUAUAACAAUGAACUGUUAUAUACAACCAAAGCAAUAUACUUUUACAUGACUUUCAGGCCCCAUGACCAAAUGUCGAGAGACAUUAAUUCUCACCAGUUAUUCACCUUUAAUGGGUAAUUUCAUUUUGGGAAACAUGUUCUAAGAAACAGAGGUGUCUAUAUAUGUGAAACUCAUCUAUGGUUUUUGUGAUCUUAUAAAGGAAUGUUUAUAGUCCUACUUGUACAUGAAAACAUGGCUGGAAUGUUAAUUGGAUAAUGCUUAAACUAGUUAAAGUAUUUAAACUAUAGCUUUAGUUAUGUCUUAAAAUACUACUAUUUUUGCAAAAUCUAUCUGUAGGAAAAAGAGCUCUCUCUACAUGAAGGUAACAUGUUUUCAAAAGCCAUGUGUUAAACAAGGAAAAAUUCAAAAAACAGAAAAACAAGAAAAAAGCCACCCAAAUUCCUGGUUCCUCAUUCUGUUGUUUAUUCACUUUUCCAAGUUCUCUUGUUGCAUUGACUAAGCUGAUUGUUAAGGUUCAUGGAAAAUAAAGAAUUCCAACCAAGGCUAUAAAUGCCAGUUACAUUAUUUUCAGUAUUGUUGGUUGUAUUUAAAAUUUCCUUAUAAUAAAGCACACUUUUAUAAUAAA
Messenger RNA from Phodopus roborovskii (desert hamster), 3602 nucleotides. It is a transcript of the gene Prkar2b, whose product is annotated as protein kinase cAMP-dependent type II regulatory subunit beta. The transcript is spliced from 11 exons. Gene Ontology annotation, biological process: regulation of protein phosphorylation. Gene Ontology annotation, cellular component: cAMP-dependent protein kinase complex. Lineage: Eukaryota; Metazoa; Chordata; Mammalia; Rodentia; Cricetidae. The record is from RefSeq and is a predicted model, not a curated record. Bases 234 to 1484 code for a protein of 416 amino acids. Gene Ontology annotation, molecular function: cAMP-dependent protein kinase regulator activity.